AUGCCUGCGGACGGUACGCUGACGACGCACAGCUAUCCGGUCGCAUGCAGGAAGAAGGGGGAAAGAGGGAAGGAGAGAAGACCGCACGCACACGUGAGCGAGUCGCGUUCCGGGAUAUUGGUAGAGCGGACGAUAGAAUUUUGCACAGAGAAAUGGCCGAAUUCAAUCAGAAAAGAAUUGUACGGCGCGUUCAGCUUUAUACUGGUGUAUGCGGUGCCGGGAUGCAUCGUGGUGGUGUCAUACUCCCUCAUGGGGCGGAGGUUGUGUUCCGUGCUGCCGCCCUUCGAUCAGGCUGAGGGCAGCGCCAACAGUCAACAGCGCCUACGGCUCGUUCGCGAGAGGAAGCGAGUGGCAUGGAUCUUAUUGCUGCUCGCGGUGCUGUUUGCGCUCUGCUGGCUUCCCUACAACAUCGUUCAGCUUCUGAUAGACGUGAAUGCUGUGCAGAUCGACUCCGCGUCGCUCGUACUGCCCUACACAUUGUUAUUAGGGCACGCAAACUCCGCGAUCAACCCGAUAGUGUAUUGCCUUAUGACGCGCAAUUUCCGCCGCUCGCUGCGCAAGCUGAUCUGCCAAGACCCCGGUAACAUACACUCUAGUACUCAUUUUCAUAUGCAAGGCUUACGACAAAAAUCCAACACGUCUAGCAUGCGCACCUGCACCACAGUGACAUUCAGGAGCAGCAACACGCACCUGGGCAGGCAGGCUCCCAGCGUGCAGUACGGGAGGGUCGGGAACUGCCGGGACAACGAGUGGAAGGAGAGACAGAAGCCGCAGUUUCUGUGAAGUAUAUAAAUAAAGUAUUAAUAUUGUAUUUCGUUAAUGUUGUGUAAUAAAAAUUAGAAAAGCACAGUCGCCUUUACCCCCGAAGUGACAGACAAACUGAGGCUUAAGCCGUGGAUGCAAAUACUUCUUUUGCGGUCUUCCGAUAUGGUACUUAUAAUUUAGUUAAAGAACGAACAAACAUAUUCUGUUUUUUUUUUUACAGGUAUUUGUGUCGGAGCUUCUUUAAAUUUUUAUUUUAAUCUUUUUAAUGUUUAGUAUGUAGGACAGGUAAAUAUUUGCGUUCGUUAAAUAUGCACGAAGUGCUCAAGAUUUCGAUUUGUGCUUAAUGUAACUAUCGAGACGACUUCUUCGGGGGUAGAGCCGUGAGUUUAUAUAUGUUAAAGUCACCCAACAGACGCUGUAAGCUAAUUAAACUGGACAACGGACAUAAAAGGGCGAGAGACUUAAUAUAACGCUAUUAUUUUACUGUAAUUUGUUUCACCUAAAUGAAUUAACUAAUCAACUUAUUUGCAUCAAGGGUCGACUAACACACUGAGGUUUAAUUUAAUUUAGGUGAAGCAACUAUCAGAUUUGCAGUAAUUGUACGAAAUAUCAAAAUGUCGCCGCCAUUUUUGUCGUAUGUUUAGUACAGUUGAAAACUACUGCGCGUUACCUUAUUAUCAAGAAUUGCAUGCCACGGUACCCGUAUUAUUAUUUAUUAUUAUGAUAUAAACAUUGAAAUGAUUAAUCAUUUAGAGCUUAAAAAUUAAAAACCACCAAUAUUUUAAGUAUAUUUAAUUAAUGAUUUAACUGAACAAUGUUUUUCCUUUAUUUUUUAAUUAUUGACGUAAGGAAGACAAAAUAGUGAUUAGUUAAACAAUGGUUUAUAUUAUUAAAGUUAAUUUAUUACGUAAGAGAAAUGUACAUAUUAAAGUUAAUCUAGUCUCAAUGCUUAUUGCCUAGUCAUGAUAUGUUAGUUUAAAGGAAAUUGUACUUUAAGCCCAGAUCUUAAUGCCUACUUUAUUUUAAUUGGGGCUUAGAGCAAUACGUUUUGUAGAUCUCCGCGUAAGUACAAAGAGAGAGGCUUAUAUUAUAAAUGUUUAGUAAUAUUAUGUAUAUAUAUAUAUUGUGCCCCGAUUUAUUAUCGCUUUUGGCAUAAUGCCUAGUUUACACAACCAAAAAAUUAUCCAUAGCUGUUAUACGUAUUUCAGUGUAUUAUUAUAUUACAUUGUAUACUUGACUUCAUAUUUCAUUCCUAUUCUAGUUAAAUAAUAAUAGUUUUUUUAUUAAGAUGUAUGUUUUCUUUAUCUACCUUAUCUUGCUAAUAUGAUGAAUGCGAACGUUUAUGUAAACGUUUAAAUGUUUGUAAAAGCUGAAAGAACUUAACGGAUUAAGAUGAAAUUUGGCACAUGGCUAGACCAUGUCCUGGGUUAUCAUCUUAUCUCGAUAAUUUGCUCCCAUGGGAUAUAAUAGAAUUUUUUAAUCUGAUUUUGAAGAUGACACUGAUGUACAAUAAUAUUAUAGGAAGUUUUGUAGCGAAAAAAGGCUUUUAACGCUGGCGAAGCUGUAACAUCUAGUAAUCUAUAAAAUCUUUAAGAUGAUUCAAUAAGAAAUGCUAGUCGAUUAUGUAUUAAAAACGCAUACAAUUAUAUUUAGAGGGAGAAUUAACUAUAAGUUAUUUAUUUGACUAGAUUUUAUUAUAGUUUCACUUUUAAAGUGUUACUCUGCGUCUUUGUUGUACAUAUAUUAUUACAAAAAGAUUUUGUUAACGGUAUAAGAGGAAAUCGGUAAUAAUUAAAAAUAAUAUGGUUAUAUUAUUAUAAAGAAGAAAUGUUAAAUAUUUAUUAAUAGAUAAUAGUAAUUUAUUAUCAAACAUAUAUUUGUUAACCACUGUCACAUGCGACAAGUUAGAGUCUACAGAGAUUACCAUUGUAAUGAAAUUUAUAUUCGGUGUACAGUAAUAAAAAUAUAUGUAAGUUUAAAGGUUUACGUCGAUGUCAGUGGCGGUUGUGGAUUGAAUUCUGCCAACCAAUGUCUUUCAUCAUUGUAUAAUACUCACUUAUGAGGAAAAAUAUUAUAAAAUGAUAUAAUUUAAGAAAAGUUGACGCGUCGAGGUGGUUAUUCGUAAUUUAGCUGGCUACUCGCUCGUAUUAUGUAUGUACGUCAUCCCUGAGUCGUAGAGAGAAAAUAUUACUAUUACUGUAUUGUUGAAUAAAACAGUAUAUAACUUAAACCACAUUCUUUAUUCUCCUGGUCAGGCUGUAAUAAAUUAAAAUCUAACUAACUUAUCAACCUAUUUUAUUUACACAAAUGUUUUUUUUUUAUAAUUUUUUGUGUAUUGUCUUAUGACCCAUAGAAUAACUUAUAUAUAAAUUAAAUCAAUCAGCAUUACUGAUAUAAAAUAACACAUACACACACAAAUAAAUAAUAUUAUGAAGUAACUCUUCUCAAUUUGUAUGGUACAACCGCCACUGAUCAUUAUGAUAUACUCAUACAUUAUUUUAAUCAACGAAUAUUGAAUGUAUUAUGAAACUCAAACUUAAGAAGGAUUGGGUUUCAUGACGAGAUAAUAAUAUUAUAUGUAAAUAAAAUAUUUAAUGAACGCU
Messenger RNA from Manduca sexta (tobacco hornworm), 3368 nucleotides. RefSeq names its product neuropeptide FF receptor 1. The coding region runs from base 1 to 783 and encodes 260 amino acids. The record is from RefSeq and is a predicted model, not a curated record. Lineage: Eukaryota; Metazoa; Arthropoda; Insecta; Lepidoptera; Sphingidae. The transcript is spliced from 6 exons. Gene Ontology annotation, biological process: G protein-coupled receptor signaling pathway. Gene Ontology annotation, cellular component: membrane. Gene Ontology annotation, molecular function: peptide binding; G protein-coupled receptor activity.